AUGAAGUUCCUUCUCGUCCUUGCCGGUCUUGUCUUCAUCACUGUCCAGGGUACGUUAACCGUUUCAGUUAUAGAAAAGCUCAUGAUUUUUUCGACCUAUGUUACUUUGCAUGUCUAACUUAAGGAUUUCCUCCGUUUCUACCACCUCCGCCUCCUACGCCUCCUACGCCUCUUUUGCUUUUGGGAAUGCAUGUGAGGGAUUAAUGCAACGAGUAGUCAAUCAAAAUAACAACAAAGAUAAGGUGGAUUGUUCUAAGCUGUCAAAUGUUUCCUAAAACUUUGGAAAUGUAAAUAAAAUCCUUCCAGGUCAAGGCGAUACCUGCCCUGCCCUCAAGGAUCGUCUCCGUGUCAAGCCUGGCAAGCAAUUCUGCUGCGACUCGACCAUCAGAACCGUCGUUGAGACCGGAUUGAAGACUCUGGACCUGUUCGGAGCUGGAGGACCCCAAACUCUUGGACCAAUUGUUCAAGGCAUUUCGAGCUUUGUUCAGCGCCACUUCCAAGUGGCCUACGAGGUCAUCAUGGCUCCAAAGGACUUCCAGUUGAACACCAACUACAAUGGCACCAAGAUGUGCAAAUUUGAGUCCAACAACUACAUUCUCGCUGUUUAUGAGACUCCAGCUCAUGUUUGUGAUACUUUUUUGGGCUCUGUAACUUUUCUGUUUUUCAGUACGACAUCAACAGCAAAGCCGAGGCCUAUUUCUACAACUUUGCCGCCAACGACAAACUCCGUCUUCCGGCUGUCGCCUCGCACAUUAACGAGAGACUCAAUCAGGCCGCCAACAUCGCUGGAGUCGGAGGUCUCGGAGGAUCGGUCGGAGACAUCGGAGGAAACUUCUUCGGACGAAAAUAA
Caenorhabditis sp. 36 PRJEB53466 is the source of this 849-nucleotide messenger RNA. The record is from the annotation of a GenBank genome assembly. NCBI's taxonomy places the organism in Eukaryota, Metazoa, Nematoda, Chromadorea, Rhabditida, Rhabditidae.